CACAAUUUGAUUGAAUAAUAGAAAAUUUUCCACACGAACAUCGUGAUGUCUUUGCCGCAGUAAAAAUAAAAAAUUAACCUUUUAAACCUUUUCUUAAUUUUUUUAAAUUGUUCAAUUAGUUUUUGGUGGAGUCAAUGGCCAUUGCGAUUCGGCACACAUUGAAGACACUUCGUACGAUUCGAUAUCAAAGUGUUUUCCAAAGAAAUAUCAGCAUGUCAGCCAAAUUACGUGCAGAGGAAGCAAUUGAAGAGUUGAAAACGAAAAACCCAUACUUUGAAAAGUAUGCGGGUAAAAUUGCAGCACUUCAACAAACCUCGCCCGAUGAGUUUUUAAAUCGUUUGGAAAGUGUUGAGAAACAAAAGAAACCACAAAAGAAAACGGAAAAAGAGCGUAAUUACUCGGAAUUGUUGCGGCCCAAGCCGUCAAUCGGUGGAGUUGCGACUGGUGAAGUUCCUUUCAAGAAGUUGGACGAUAUCAUGAAAAUGGACUUACUUCAGGAUAAAACAGCCGACGAAAUCAAAGACAUUUGGUUGGAAUAUCACAAGCAAAAAGAUGUUCUUGUAGCCACAAUCCCGAUCGAUACUUUCAAUUUGUUGAGCAAACGCUCUAAGGAACAUGCAAUUUUCAUAGUUCCAUUGCCAAGAAGUCAAGGUUUUGAAUUCUUUUUACUUCAGUUUGCAGGAAAUACUGUUCAUUUCACUCCACUUCUAUGCUACCAGGUUCACAAGGAAAAUGCACCGGAGUGCUUGAAUAUUGUUCAUUACACCGAGUUUUCGGAAAAAUUGGGAAUCGUUUUAAUGCGCGGAGAAUAUGAUAAAAACGUUAUAAGUGCACAAGAGGCACUAUGUUUGGUGAAUCAAUUGCAGUUGUACUAUUCGCAGAAUAAUCAAUCAAAAUUGGAUUUGUUGAAGAAAUUCACACACGAACCGGAUAGCUUCAAGCACAUGGAUGUUAUUAAAGAAUUAGAAAAUUUAACAAUUAAAUAAAGAUUGAAAGCAAAGCAUCAAGCAUA
Molecule: messenger RNA, 1012 nt
Organism: Contarinia nasturtii (swede midge)
Lineage: Eukaryota; Metazoa; Arthropoda; Insecta; Diptera; Cecidomyiidae
Product: ATP synthase mitochondrial F1 complex assembly factor 1
Exons: 3
Coding region: 135-986 (283 amino acids)
Biological process (GO): mitochondrial proton-transporting ATP synthase complex assembly
Cellular component (GO): mitochondrion
Source: RefSeq, a predicted model, not a curated record